This is a messenger RNA of Arvicola amphibius (Eurasian water vole), 804 nucleotides long. It is a transcript of the gene Nms, whose product is annotated as neuromedin S. Bases 1 to 804 code for a protein of 267 amino acids. The transcript has 10 exons. Lineage: Eukaryota; Metazoa; Chordata; Mammalia; Rodentia; Cricetidae. The record is from RefSeq and is a predicted model, not a curated record.
AUGAAACAUCUGCCUCCCCAGUUCCCUUCCGUCCUGGUCAUCUACUGCUUCUGUAUGCUGAAGAUUCCCUCCUCAGGAGUUUCUCAACCUUUAGCUGAUUCUCCAGAUGGCUUGGAUAUUGUGGAGCUUGAGCAACUGGUAUACUUCCUGAACCAGUGGGAGACACUUUAUAACCAACCUAAGGAAGACCAGGAUGUGUUCAAAAGAUUUUUAUUUCACUACUCCAGAACUCAGAAGCCAAAGCAUCCCAUUAACUCUGAGUUUGUGCCCGUGCACCCCUUGAUGCGCCUGGCUGCCAAGCUCUCCAGCAGAAGGAUGAAAAGAUUGCCGCAUCCAGAUUCCAGGACUACUACUGUGGACUUUCCUAAGAAGGGUCCAAUUUCCACCUGGGGGCAGCCAUUUUUCCUUUUCAGGCACAUAGAAGCCCAUCCCACCUCCCCACCAUCCAAUCUCGCAGAAGCAGACUCUUCCAGCAGUGUUACAGCUGCUUUCAAAAUAGGUUUUGAGAAUGUCAUCAAAUAUCUUGCAACAAAUACCAUAAGGACUACUUGCAAGGAAGACAAUGUAGGUGCUUGUGACAUGCCACAUCACUGUACAGCUGUAGAAUAUGUCCAUCAUAACUUGUAUCUGGCCUUCAUCUUGAUCCUGAAGGUGGCUGCAUUUAUACUGAACACAUCUUUUGUUUUGCAGGAGUCCAAUGGAACAGGAGAGUUUGGAUCUUUGGAGGAAAUGCCGAGUUACUUCCUGUGUAUAUUGAACAAUAUUUCUGUUGUUCUAUUGUCUCCAGAAUACUUAGUUGUAUAA